Messenger RNA from Pimephales promelas (fathead minnow), 2025 nucleotides. The record is from RefSeq and is a predicted model, not a curated record. NCBI's taxonomy places the organism in Eukaryota, Metazoa, Chordata, Actinopteri, Cypriniformes, Leuciscidae.
AUGGAUGCUUGGCUAAUUAAGAAGAAAAAGCCAGCUAAAGAUCAGGCUAACACUGCCAGCAGCCAAAAUACCGUCCCCGAGAGAGGCCAGAGUGAAAUUAGACUAGCUAAUGUUAGCAAAGCUACUUCAAGUGAAAAACGCCAUAAUGAUGAAGAAUGUGAGGAAAGCGGCACCCGUGGAUGCUUUCGACCAGAUGCCGGAGCAGGUACUUCUGAGGAUUUGGGAGAACAGCCUCCAAGUAAGAAAAGAAAAACAAGGCCAUAUAAAGACUACUUCCUGAAAUAUGGUUUUGUUAAUUAUUCCAAAACGAACCAAGAAGCUCGACCCAUGUGUGUUAUAUGCAGCGAAAAACUCGCAAAUGACAGUUUAAAACCAACUAAACUAAAAAGACAUUUGGAAACACAUCACUUCGAGUUGGCAAAAAAACCUCUGGAUUUCUUUCAAAGGAAGGCACAGGCGAUUGAAUCAUCAGCUGAGCUUCUCCGUAGAAAUGUUACAUUAAAUGACAAAGCCCAGUUAGCAUCAUACAUGGUUUCUUACCGUGUGGCCAAAGAGAAGCAGCCCCAUACUGCUGCAGAAAAAUUAAUUCUGCCUGCCGCAAUAGACAUGGUUAGCACGGUUAUUGAUGAAAAAACUGCACAAAAAUUAAAAUGCAUCCCCCUGAGCAACAACACUGUUUCCCGAAGGAUAAAUGAAAUUGCAGACAAUCUUGAGGAGCAGCUCAUAACAAGAUUGAAGGCGGCAGGGGAAUUUUCAAUCCAGCUGGAUGAAAGCACCGAUGUCUCGGACUGCGCAACUUUGUUGGUAUACAUAAGGUACGUCUGGGAAACAGAAUUUGCGGAGGAUUUAUUAUGUUGCUUGAAUAUUCCUACUGGAACGAAAGGUGAACAGAUAUUUUCUGUACUGAACAACUAUGUGGUUACACAGUGCGGGUUGAGCUGGGUCAACUGUAAAGGCAUAACGAGUGACGGGGCUGUAAAUAUGACGGGCAGAAACAGCGGAGUUGUGAAAAGAAUCAAGGAGGCAGCUGGUAAAGACAUCAUGUGGAAUCACUGUUUCAUUCACCGCCAGGCUUUGGCAUGCAAAGGAAUACCCCCCGAGCUUGACAAAACAUUGAAAGAAGUCAUUCGUGUUGUGAGCAGCGCACUCAACAGUCGGCUUUUUGAUCAGCUGUGCGCCGGCAUGGGGGCGGAACACACCCAUUUACUCUUUCAUACAGAAGUGCGGUGGCUCUCCAAAGGUAGAGUCCUCACAAGAAUAUAUGAACUGAGAAAUGAAAUUCAUGCUUUUCUCCUUGAGAAAAAUUCUUCACUUGCAGAGCUGUUCACUGAAGAAUGGCUUAUUACAGUGUCAUAUCUGGCGGAUAUCUUUUCAUCUCUCAACGAGCUCUGUUUGAAACUGCAAGGACAGAAUGAUGAUGUUUUCCAAAACUGGAAACACAUUCUCACCUUUCAAAAGUCUCUGAAGCUGAAGUCAAAACCCAGCCACUACGUGUUCCCUACUAUGUUACAGCACAUAGAGGAAAAUGAUGUCACUGACACACAAGUGAAACACCUGACUGGGCUUAUAGUGACACACCUAGAUGCACUCAUUAAUAACUUUGAGCACUAUUUCCCUAAGGACAGAUAUGACAUUUUGCAUGAUAAAAGGUGGAUCCAAAAUCCUUUUGAUUUUGAAAGUCCAGAGUCACUGAUGGAGCUUGGACUAACUGCUUCUGAAGAAACUGAACUGUUAGAGCUGAGCAGUGACCAGACACUUAAAAGAAGACAUGAAUCCAUGACAUUAUCAUCAUUUUGGGUAAGCAUUUCAUCUGAAUACCCUGUCUUAAGCAAGGCAAGCAUACUGUUGCUUAUUCCUUUUACCACUACAUACAAAUGUGAAGUUGGGUUCUCAGUUCUCACAAAAAUAAAGACAAAAUACAGAAAUAGACUGAAUGCUGCACCUGAUAUGCGUGUUGCAGUCUCCUCAUGUACACCAAACUGGAAUGAAAUUCUAAAAAACAAGCAGGCCCAUCUCUCUCAUUAG